CCGCACACGAAGAAGAGCAGCAUGCCAGAAACAGCUGUGAUCAUACAGACAGGGAAGCUAGCCAGCUUUAGACAGCUGCGGUGUGUUAGCUGUUAAAACCACAGAAUUAGGUUUUGUGAACAUUGUCUGCAGACAAACCGGUAUGACUAACGCACUGCUUUAGAAGAUUGUUUUGCUUUUACUACCUUUUAUUUACGGCUGUUUGCUCAUGUUAGCCGCUUGCUAAGUAGCUCGCUUUAGCUAGCUAGCUGUCACCGGGGUUGUUUUGUUCUUUGUAGAAGUGGCCGUUUCCUUUUUAACACAUGAGUGUGUCUAUGGUUGUUAUCCGUCUGGAGCUAGCCGACCAGUCUCCUUCUCCACGAGGUUUCCAGUACUCAGCUGUUGAAGGCAUGUCGCAGGAGGAUCUGCGGGAGAAGGCUCUGUGUGUAGCCAAACACACUCUGAGUGGGAAGACGGAUCUGGAGCGAUCAGCUGUGCUGCACCAGCACAUCGGCAGCCGGUCGAUGGGGGACAUGGUGAUCGAAACCUUUGAGCCCGGCCCAGAUAAAGGAGGCGGUUCCUCAGAGCAGGACGGAGAACCUCCGGCUGUAGUUCAGGAAGGAGCCGAGGCCUCGCAGGAAGGAGCCGAGGCGACCAGCGCGGCGCCCGACUCGCCCUCCAAGCAGCUGCCCGACCAGAUCUCCUUCUUCAGCGGGAACCCGUCUGUGGAGAUCGUCCACGGCAUCAUGCACCUCUACAAGACCAACAAAAUGACGUCGCUGACGGAGGACGUGAGGCGCAGCGCGAUGGUUUGCAUCCUGACCGUCCCCGCCACCAUGACCAGCCACGACCUCAUGAAGCUCCUGGCGCCCUUUAAUGAUGUCAUGGAGCACAUGAAGAUCAUACGGGACUCCACCCCCAACCAGUACAUGGUUCUGCUUAAAUUCUGCACGCAGGCAGACGCAGACAGUUUCUACACGGCGUGUAACGGCCGCCAGUUCAACUCCAUCGAGGACGCGGUGUGUCAGAUGGUUUACGUGGAGCGCGCCGAGGUCAUAAAGUCUGAGGAGAGAGCCAGUCUGCCGGUGAUGGAGCUCACCGAGCUGCCGAAGUGCACCGUGUGUCUGGAGAGGAUGGACGAGUCGGUCAACGGCAUCCUGACCACCCUCUGCAACCACAGCUUCCACAGCCAGUGCCUCCAGCGGUGGGACGACGCCACGUGUCCUGUGUGUCGAUACUGUCAAACUCCAGAACCAGUGGAGGAGAACAAGUGCUUUGAGUGCGGCGUGCAGGAGAACCUGUGGAUCUGUCUCAUCUGCGGACACAUCGGCUGCGGCCGCUACGUCAGCCGUCACGCCUACAAGCACUUUGAGGAGACGCAGCACACGUACGCCAUGCAGCUCACCAACCACCGGGUGUGGGACUACGCCGGAGAUAACUACGUCCAUCGGCUGGUGGCCAGCAAGACGGACGGGAAGAUGGUGCAGUACGAGUGUGAAGGAGACACCUGCCACGCCGAGAAGAUCGACGCGCUGCAGCUGGAGUACUCGUACCUGCUGACCAGUCAACUGGAGUCUCAGAGGAUCUACUGGGAGAACAAGAUCGUUCACCUGGAGAAGGAAACGACUGAGGAGAUCAACAACAUGAAGGUUAAAUUCAAGGAGACGUUGGAGCGCUGCGACAACCUGGAGCGACGCUUUGGAGAAAUCAGCAAAGAGAAGCAGGGCAUCGAGAAGAAGUGCACUCAGCUACACACUCGCGUGGUGAAGCUGAGCCAGGAGCUGAAGGAGGAGCAGGAGAUGAACCGAUGCCUGAGGGCCAAUCAGACGCAGCUGCAGUCCCAGCUGGUGGAGGAGGAACGCAAAGUGAAGGAGACCGGGGAGCACAAGGACGGGGCCAUCGCGGAGCUGCAGGAGCAGCUGAGGGACGUCAUGUUCUACCUGGAGGCGCAGGAGCAGAUCGAGCACCUUCCCCCGGAGGCCCGCAGCGAGAUCCAGGAGGGACAGAUUAACAUCGGGGCCGGCCCCGUCGGGACGCCGCCGGCGGAGGCUCCGCCUCCCACCUCCGGCAGGGGAAGGAGAGGCCGCGGAAGGAAGAGGAAGUAACGCCUCCUGUGGGCGGGGGAACGGAGAGAAACUGUCUGCGCUCUUCAAGUGUUCUGAGGGGGAAAAAAACUCUGGAAAAAUUUAUCUGCACAAUCUCCACCUGACGUAGCCUCCACCUGGAGAAAGGUGGAUGAUGCUGGAGGAACGUCUGGUCGUCACAAAUCCUUAAAAAAAGGAAAAACGAUGUUGAUUUGUUCAGUUUAACUUCCUGUUAGUGUUUCUCAUCAUGUAAAAAUGGACAAACUGUGUGUGUGUGUGUGUGUGUGUGUGUGUGUGUGAGAACAUCUGGACUCGAAGACACAUUUUCAGUCCACAUUGUUCUGGCUUUUCGUUUUCUUUAAUAAGUCGUUGUGACAGAAAACUCUUUCAAUGUCUCACUCUAAAAAACAUCUAAUAAAACAUGUUAAACGGCGCACUUCUUCUUCGUUGGUGCUGCUGCAGGAGCAGCAGAGAGCCACAUCUGCCCCGAGGCUGACUCCUCCUCCUCCUCCUCCUUCGUCCUCCUCCUCCUCCGCCCAACGCUAACAGCUUCCGCUCCACGUGUCUCUACCCGGGCGAGGUCAGGGGGUCGGUUCGUGCUCCGCCCUGCAGCCUGCUCGGGUGGAGGUGGUGGUGUUCUUGUGGUUGGGGGGGUGGGCGGAGGCUGCAGUAUGCAAACAUUCUGGCUCCUCUUUGCAUUUCUAUUCAUGUGGCAAACACAAACAGCUGGUCCCUGACUUUUUCUUCAAAGUCACAUUAUAUGUACAAAAUAUAUUUCUCCUGUUUGAUCUGAAUUACAAAUUAAAACAAAUGUUUUGCUUUCUUUUACUUGAACAACGACUAUAAAGCCAAAGGUUCAUGGAGAUGUUCACUGGUGGAUCUCUGAGUGUCCCUGAAGGACUUAAAGCAGCUUCAGCUCAACGAGUGUUUGGACGUUUUCUUGUGACCGAAUGUUUGAAGCCAAAUGGACCAAAAUCUCCAAACCGAUCAAUAAGUCUGUCGGACGAAACUAUGAUGAUAAUAUUAUAAUGAUUUAUCGAUAUUUUAUGUUUGAGAGACUCGAGCUGUCAGAUAAAUGUGCAAUGAAAUAAAAUACUCAAAUAUGUUGUUUAUUCCCGCUGGAGUCAAAGAGGCGCGCGAGCUUCUUUCAUUAAUAAUAAUGAUUAAUAAGUCUAAAUAAAUAAAUGAAUAAGUAACAUCUACA
Molecule: messenger RNA, 3267 nt
Organism: Gasterosteus aculeatus aculeatus (three-spined stickleback)
Lineage: Eukaryota; Metazoa; Chordata; Actinopteri; Perciformes; Gasterosteidae
Gene: brap
Product: BRCA1 associated protein
Biological process (GO): Ras protein signal transduction; protein ubiquitination
Cellular component (GO): cytoplasm
Molecular function (GO): nucleic acid binding; ubiquitin protein ligase activity; zinc ion binding
Source: RefSeq, a predicted model, not a curated record